Messenger RNA from Balaenoptera musculus (blue whale), 1465 nucleotides. RefSeq names its product homocysteine-responsive endoplasmic reticulum-resident ubiquitin-like domain member 2 protein. Gene Ontology annotation, biological process: endoplasmic reticulum unfolded protein response. The transcript has a single exon. The record is from RefSeq and is a predicted model, not a curated record. The coding region runs from base 37 to 804 and encodes 255 amino acids. NCBI's taxonomy places the organism in Eukaryota, Metazoa, Chordata, Mammalia, Artiodactyla, Balaenopteridae.
AUGUCUGAUGCCACAAAAAUACAAGUAUCAUAAGAGAUGACUAGUCAUCAGUUCCCAUAUGUAAUGCAAGGAAAUGUAGACAACCAGCUUCCUGGGCAGGCUGUUCCGGCUGGACUCCCAGGGUAUCCCGCUUUCAGCCCACUGCAGAUGCUGUGGUGGCAACAGAUGUAUACCCAUCAGUAUGAUACGCAAUAUCAAGCUGCAGUUUCAGCUCAGGCCACAUCAAAUGCCAGUCCAGCCCAGCCUGCUGCCUCACAGCCUCUAAAUGUGGCACAUGUUCCUGGAGAAGAACCCUCACCGGCUCCAAACCUAGUGGCCCAAGAAAAUCGACCCAUGGAUGCGAAUGUUCAGAGGAACGCACAGGGAGGUCCAGUGCUGAACCAAGAAGACUUCAGUGGAGACCAGCUAGGCUGGAUGUGCACGUCCUCACGGGCCGCCGUGCCCCCUAGCAUCGUGUACUGCUCUUCCUCUUUUAGUCGCUUCAUCAUGGUAAUGGGAGCCAUGCUACUGGUUUAUUUACACCGAGCUGGAUGGUUUCCUUUUAGGCAAGAAGGAGGUCAGCAACAGGCUCCCAACAAUAAUGCCCAAGUCAACAAUGAUGUGCAGAAUGCAAACAAUCUAGAACUUGAAGAAAUGGAGCUUCUUAUGGAUGAUGGGCUUGAAGAUGAGAGUGCAGAAGAUGCAGGUGAAGAUGCCAGUGCAAUUCAAAGGCCUGGAUUAAUGGCAGCAGCUUGGUCUUUUAUCACCACCUUCUUUACUUCACGAAUACUAGAGGGGCCUCCCCAGCUUGCCAAUGAGACCUGAAAAAUUGUGCCGGCUGCAAAGGAGGGUCUGAAUUUAGGAAAGUGUUUUAAAUAACAGUGCAGUUUCAAAACAUUGAUUACUUUAUUUUCAUCAUCAUGUAUAGAGGUGUUUUUUUUCCUUAAAGCUUCUCAUGCAUAUGAGUAUUUUAAGCACAAAUGGACUACUAAAUGUGGGAUUUUUUUUUUUUUAAGAUCUUAACAGAACAUAGUGUAAUAAUAUUGGUCUUCCAGGUUUUAUUAAUUUCAAUUAUAUAUAUUAUACCAAGACAGACCUGUUUGUGUGUCUUCUUUAAAGAGCUACUUCACGUAUAAAUGUCUAUAGCUAAUAUCUCAGCCCUUCAAUGUAUAAUUUGAAUAAAUAUAUCUAUUUUCUGUGAAUUAUCCUGAAAGUUUUAAACAGAAUGACCUCAUAGUUUUUAACAAAGAAUAUUAUUUACCUAAGAUGUGCUAGUAGCAUCUUGCCCAGCCAUAAAGCAAUAAACUUCUCAAUAAUCUUAAUUUUGACAUUUGAAUAAAUGGAAACUUUCUAUUUUAAGGGCAUGUAUCCCAUCAAUUGGAAUUAGUACCUUAAAAAAAAAAGGCAGCUCUUCAGUGGAAUUAAUAGUGAUAUAAAAUGUUUGAUAUAGGCAGUACUUUCAUAAAAUAAGAUUCUGGAAAUUGCU